CGAGCGAGUGCACGUACAGAUACAGAUACGUCAGCCUUGAAGCUCCGCGACACCCCCUUCUCCGACGCCCCGAUAUCAAUCCGACUUAAUCUUACAACUUCCAGCGUCGACGGGCGACCGAUCAUUAGCCAUUGGGACCGUGGAUCCCCUUUCCCCUUUAUAUCCGAGCAUCGAAACGACACAGUCGCGCGAGAUCCGGGCAUUCCCCCGCAUAAGCCAACAUGUCGUACUUCUUCUCAACCCCCGUCGACAUCGACAUUGUGCUAGAGGACGCCGACGAGCGGUCCAUGGUCGAUGUCAAGCUCGAUAAGAACCGUCGCGAGAAGGCACCACUGUACAUGGACGGCGAGUCCGUCAAGGGCGCCGUCACCAUCAGACCCAAGGACGGCAAGCGACUAGAACACACCGGCAUCAAGGUCCAAUUCAUCGGCACGAUAGAAAUGUUCUUUGACCGCGGAAACCACUACGAAUUCCUCUCCCUCGUCCAGGAGCUCGCGGCCCCGGGCGAGCUGCAGCACCCGCAGACGUUCGACUUCAACUUCAAAAACGUCGAGAAGCAGUACGAGUCGUACAACGGCAUCAAUGUCAAGCUGCGCUACUUUGUCCGCGUCACCGUCUCCCGCCGCAUGGCCGACGUCAUCCGCGAAAAGGACAUUUGGGUCUACUCGUACCGCAUACCCCCCGAGAUGAACUCGUCCAUCAAGAUGGACGUCGGCAUCGAGGACUGCCUCCACAUUGAGUUCGAGUACUCCAAAUCCAAAUACCACCUAAAGGACGUCAUCGUCGGGCGCAUAUACUUCCUGCUCGUCCGGCUCAAGAUAAAACACAUGGAGCUGUCCAUCAUCCGGAGGGAGACGACGGGCGCCGCGCCGAAUCAGUAUAAUGAGAGCGAGACCCUGGUGCGGUUCGAGAUCAUGGACGGCUCGCCUUCGAGAGGAGAGACGAUCCCCAUCCGCCUCUUCCUCGGCGGCUUCGACCUGACGCCCACGUUUCGGGACGUGAACAAGAAGUUCUCCACCCGGUACUACCUCAGUCUCGUGCUCAUCGACGAAGAUGCGCGGCGGUAUUUCAAGCAGUCGGAAAUCAUCCUCUACCGCCAAGCCCCCGAUGCCGCCGCCGGUCCUAACAUGAUCAUGGCCGCCGCCCCCGAGAACCCAAAGUUGAUGGGCCAGUCUGUUCAGGCAUAGAAGUAUCUGAAGAAUGACGCCAUGGUUUACAAGUAAUGAGUUGUUGAUGAACAAAGGGGGGGAAGGAAGGGGGGAGGUUAUUAUGUAUGAUGUGGCUGCUGCCAAA
This is a messenger RNA of Colletotrichum phormii, 1293 nucleotides long. Its product is annotated as vacuolar protein sorting-associated protein 26. The record is from RefSeq and is a predicted model, not a curated record. NCBI's taxonomy places the organism in Eukaryota, Fungi, Ascomycota, Sordariomycetes, Glomerellales, Glomerellaceae. Gene Ontology annotation, biological process: retrograde transport, endosome to Golgi; intracellular protein transport. The transcript has 4 exons. Bases 222 to 1187 code for a protein of 321 amino acids. Gene Ontology annotation, cellular component: endosome; retromer complex.